Molecule: messenger RNA, 2435 nt
Organism: Phalacrocorax carbo (great cormorant)
Lineage: Eukaryota; Metazoa; Chordata; Aves; Suliformes; Phalacrocoracidae
Source: RefSeq, a predicted model, not a curated record
CCCCGUCCCGCUCCCGGUCGCGGUCCCGCCGCUCGCCCCUCACCGCCCACCGGCGGGGCGGGCGCUCCGGGAAGGGCGGCCCGGGCGGUGCUGCCGCCUCGGUCCCGCCCGCUGAGGGGAGCCCCGGGCGGCGGCAGGCGGGCGGGCAGGCAGGUAGGUGGGUGAGGAGCGAGCGGGGCGGCGGCGGUAAGAUGGCGGCGUAGCGGCGCUGCUCGGCGCGGUUCCCGCCCUGACAGGCGGCGCCCGGCCCCGCCAUGAAGCUGGUCAUCCUGGAGACGUACGCGCAGGCCAGCGAGUGGGCCGCCAAGUACAUCCGCAACCGCAUCGUCCAUUUCAGGCCCGGGCCCGGGCGGUUCUUCACGCUGGGGCUGCCCACAGGCAGCACGCCGCUGGGCUGCUACCGCAAGCUGGUGGAGUACUGCCGCAACGGGGACCUCUCCUUCCAGUACGUGAAGACCUUCAACAUGGACGAGUACGUGGGUCUCCCAAGGGAUCACCCGGAAAGUUACCAUUCCUUCAUGUGGAAUAACUUCUUUAAGCAUGUUGACAUCUCAGCAGAAAAUGUUCACAUUUUGGAUGGAAACGCACCUGAUCUACAGGCAGAGUGUGACGCAUUUGAGGAUAAAAUCAAAGCAGCUGGAGGAAUUGAACUCUUCGUUGGAGGUAUUGGCCCAGACGGCCACAUCGCUUUCAACGAGCCUGGAUCAAGUCUGGUAUCCAGGACACGAGUGAAGACCUUGGCUAUGGACACUAUACUGGCUAAUGCCAGGUUCUUUGACGGUGACCUCUCCAAAGUCCCCACAAUGGCUUUGACGGUCGGAGUAGGCACUGUCAUGGAUGCCAGAGAGGUGAUGAUUCUUAUCACAGGAGCCCACAAAGCCUUUGCUUUGUACAAAGCCAUCGAGGAAGGUGUCAACCACAUGUGGACGGUAUCUGCUUUCCAGCAACACCCCAACACUGUGUUUGUGUGCGAUGAGGAUGCCACGCUGGAACUCAAAGUUAAGACCGUGAAAUACUUCAAAGGUUUAAUGCUGGUUCACAACAAGCUUGUGGAACCCUUAUACAGCAUGAAGGAGCCGGGAACAGAAAGAAGCCAGUCUAAGAAGCCAUACAGCGAUUAAUCUCUUGCUGCUUAGAGUAAUGCUGAACCAGCUUUUCUGUUGAAAACCAGCUGUGAAGAAAGCGAAUUGCUGCAGAAACUCAGAUUUGUUCUUAAAUUAGCAAAAUGAUUAUGUGCUUGCUCCUGUCCGUUAAAAAGACAGAUGCAACACCUGCCUUAAUUAACCAAACGAGGAUGGGAACCAGUAUAGUGUGUUCCACAAACUUCCACCACGAGCUUAUUCUCUGAAGGUGAAGUUGGUGGAGAACGAAUUUUUCAAUCUAUGAAGCAACUGUAAUCACGUGGACUGAGGGCCCCAAAACUUAAGUGUGAAGAUACGUGAAAGUACAGUGUUGUAGAAACCAAACGGGUGCUCCCUUUGGGAUGCAUCUCUUAAUUCUGACAAGUACCUUUUUGUGUCACUCUCCUUCCAUAAUACGCUCUUACAUUAUAGACAUUUAAAACGAGAACCGAGCUUGUUCAGCCUGGAGAAGGGAAGGCUUCAGCAUGACCUAACGGCAGCGUGCUUCACAGCUACGAGGAGGUCAGCGGGAAGAUGAAGCCAGGCUCUCCUGGGCAGCGUCCCGGGGGAAGAUGAGAACGGGCAGGGGGGCUUGGGUUGAGUUGAGGUGCUCAGACUGGAUAUAAGUUAAAAAACCUGACCCACAAGGAGACUCGGGCAGUGGGGCAGGCUGCCCAGGGAGGCUAUGCAGCCUCUGUCCUUAGGGGGUUUUCAAGACCUGACCAGGUAAAGCCUUGGCUGAACCCCUCUUUGAGCCAGAUGUUGGACUUGAGACCGUUCUGGCAAAAGGGAGGCUACAGACAGCGUUCAUCAGUGCUGCGUUAAUAAUGCAGUAUCAUUAAUGCAGUUAAGGCAUUUGUUUAUGCAUCUAUAUGGUUUUAUUUGUUGUCACACAGGAAGCCUUACAAGUUCAGUUUCAGGCUUUACGAUGUACUACAAGAGGAUAGAUUUGUCAGAUUAAGCAUAAAUAACUUCUCUCGCUGCUGCUCAGCACUCUGCUACAGUGUCAGGGCAGAGCCUGAAGCAGUACGUUCUCUCUCCCUCCUUUCCGUGCUUCACGCUGCAAUGAGGAAAUGCCAAACAAGUCUCAAAGGAAGCACUCUGUUCCCUCAGCCCCACACAGGUGGAAGCAGCCUGUACUGGCAAGGCACCACCAGUUCUGAAACUUGAUUCCCAGCUGUCUUAUCACAUGCUAACAAGUGAGGUGCAAGACAAACUGGGGAGCAUUUAUUUUCUUUAUGCAGAAAUUUUGUAAGCUGUUGUUCUGUAACGUAACUUUCUACAGUAAAUGUCUUAUUUUUUUCUGAACGGUCA